UGGCCCCUGGAAGACCUCCUCAAUGAGACAAUCCUCCCACUUCAUUCUGCAGGAGUCAGGAUGGAAAAGCAGAUGUGAAGUCCCUCAUGGCGAAGUUUAACAACGGGGGCAACCCCACGGAGGAGGUCUCAGUCAACAGCCGGCCCUUCAAGGUCCCGGGACAAAACUCCCCUUCAGGAGUCCAGGCCAAAAAGAACUUGUUCAACAACCAAGGAAAUGCAAGCCCUCCUGCAGGACUGAGCAACGUGCCCAAAUUUGGAUCCCCCAAGCCACCUGUGGGGGUGAAACCUUCUCCUGAGGAAAAGCCUGACAAGGAGCCCAAGCCCCCAUUUCUAAAGCCAACGGGAGUGAGUCCCAGGUUUGGACCGCAGGCUAACUCGGCCACCAGAGACCCCGAGGUGAAAGCAGGAUUUCUGAAACCUGUAGGCCCCAAGCCCAUCAACUUACCAAAAGAAGACGCCAAACCUGCAUUUCCCUGGCCUCCUGGGACUAAACCUUCACUUCCCAGUGUAAACCAAGACCAUGACUUAAAACCAGGCCCCAAGCCGGGGUCAAUGCCUCCAGCCCUGGAGAGUGAACCAAAACAAGUCUUGUCAAAGUUGGCUGGGGCAAAAGGCAAAUUUCUGUCAGCCUCACAAGAUCUGGACCCCAAGCCCCUCUUCCCCAAGCCUGUCUUUGGUCAAAAGCUACCCCUGAACACAGAGGAUGCCCAGGAAAACGAGAGCCCCACCAAGACUGUGGCUCCACAGAGAGGGCCCCUGGCCCCCCCAGCAGCCAAGGCCAAGCCUGGCCCUUUGAAACCAGCCAGGGAAGAGCCAGAGAAUAAAGAACAUGGGGGUGAGACGUCAGUGUCUCCUUUUCCGGGAGUUGUUCUGAAACCUGCUGCAAACAGAGUGGCCCCCGGAGGCCUCCCCAAAAAUACUGAAGAGAAAAGAGAAGAUAGGAAGAUGGACGCUGCUAAGAAUGUCUUCCUGAGCAAAAUUACUCAGGAAGAGUCGGCCUCUGGGGCUCCUCCUGCCAAGUUCUCGAAGACCCCUUCAAAGCUGACAUCGACAGGGCCCUGGAGCCAAAGUCAAGACAAGGAAAAGGGGGACAAAAAUUCAGCGACCCCCAAGCAGAGACCCCUGCCUUCCUUGUUUACCCUGGGACCCCCUCCACCAAAACCCAGCAGGCCACCCCACGUUGACCUGUCGAAAUUCCGAAAAGCCACAUCUGGAAACU
This is a messenger RNA of Odocoileus virginianus texanus, 1221 nucleotides long. NCBI's taxonomy places the organism in Eukaryota, Metazoa, Chordata, Mammalia, Artiodactyla, Cervidae. The record is from RefSeq and is a predicted model, not a curated record.